CCCUGGCCCGUCUGUGCAGUGAAGCAAGAGGGGAAGGGCGCAGGACAGGAUCCGCCUGCUCUGCUCCGACCUCUGGCUCCCCAGGACCGGGGCAGCCCCCGCUAGCUCCGCGGAGCGGCACAAGCCCCCUGCGGAAGAGCCACCCCCGAAACAAAGUUAAUUCCAUGGCGACUCCUUCCCUGCCCACGCGCGGGGUGGGGGAUGCAGAUGCGAUCCCCUCGCUGGGGGGGGGGGAGACGGACGGAGGGAAGCAGGGGAAAAGGGGAGGCCUCUUCCCCCCCCCCAUACGUAGAAGUUUAAUUAUAAGCCGGCUCCUGACUGAGCCAGCUGAUCCCCUGCGAGCCGCUGCCAGGGCUAGGAGGGAGCUUUCGCUCGCUCGCUCUGCAGCAAAGAGUCUCCGAGCCCGCUGCUGCAGAGGGGCGGUGUAGACACCCCCAGAGGUGCCAACACUUCCCGGGCCAGGGGAGCUAGCGGAGCGCGCGGGGCGAGGGGCGGAUGCCGGAUCCCCUCCCUGGGCUGGUGAGGGAGCAGCCCGGCGCCCUGCCACGGGCAUGUCCCUGUUGUUGUAGGUGGGGAGCGCGCCCCUGAUAUGCUGGGGGAUGGAUUUCCAGGCUGUCACUUUAAUCUGCUGCUGCUGCUGCUGCUUUCCCCUCAUCCUGCCCGUUACCCCAGAUGUUGUUUGUAAACCUGGCUGCCACCCUGUGAAUGGAUUUUGUGAAAUUCCUAGUGAAUGCAGGUGUCAACCUGGGUGGCAAGGAGCUCUCUGUAAUCAGUGUGUUCCUUUUCCUGGUUGUGUGCAUGGCAGCUGUGCCAAACCAUGGCAAUGUGUCUGUGAAGAAGGAUGGGUUGGCAGCCUCUGCGACAUAGAUAUUCAUCCAUGUUCUUCAAAACCCUGCACCAAUAACUCAACAUGCAUAGAGACUGGAGAUGGAGGAUAUAUUUGUUUGUGUGCCAAGGGAUUUACAGGAAAAAACUGCCAACUGAAAAAAGGACCCUGCAUUAUUAAUGGCUCUCCCUGUCAGAAUGGGGGAACAUGUGUUGAUGACAAUGGAUUUGCGCCUCAUGCCUCCUGUUUCUGCCUUCCAAGUUUUGCUGGCAAUUUCUGCGAAAUAGAUGUAGAUGACUGUGAACCCAACCCAUGUGAAAAUGGAGGAACAUGCACAGAUAUUGGUGGAGGCUUCAACUGUCAUUGCCCUAUUGGCUAUAUGGGCAAAUCCUGCAGCAGCCGUGUCAUAUUCUGUGCUAGCAGCCCAUGUGAGAAUGGAGGAACGUGUCAUGAGCAUCCUGAAGGAGGAUUUGAAUGCAUUUGUAAGCCGGAAUUUGUUGGUGUAACCUGCACAUAUCUCAACAGAAACACAAGUCUCCAUGGUGUGAAUACAGAGGCCAAACACGGGCAGAGUUAUAAUCUACCACCAAAUGCUCAUCCGAAGUCAGUACCUCACCAAGAACAUAAAGUCUUGAAGAUAACAAUGAAAGAAACAAUCCAAAACACAGACCCCUUGCUUAAUAAAAGUCAGGUGAUAUGUUUCAUUGUGCUAGGCUUGCUUACAUGUCUUGUUGUGUUAGGUACAACUGCGAUUGUAUUUUUUUCCAAAUGUGAAAUGUGGCUUGCUAAUGCCAAAUAUAGCCAUCUCCUACGCAAGAAAAAGAAUUGCUUUCUUCAGUCUAAUGGGGAAAACCUUUCAGUUAACAUAAUUUUCCCAGAGAAGAUCAAACUCACUAACUACACCAAGAACUACACCGCCAUCUAGGCUCCUGGAAAGACUUGCAGCAACUUCCAGAGUUUUGUAGCAAUAUGUAAAGUUUAUUGAACUUGUUACCUGUGCCUGGCUUUGAUAUUUGUGCAUACGUUUGCUGUAAUUUGUGCUGGGAAGUACAGAAUAAAUAUGUUGUAUCUGUGUUGCCAAGUGAAUUUCUCAUUUCCAAAAUAAAACUUGAACAUAAUCA
Molecule: messenger RNA, 1947 nt
Organism: Gopherus flavomarginatus (Mexican gopher tortoise)
Lineage: Eukaryota; Metazoa; Chordata; Testudines; Testudinidae
Gene: DLK1
Product: delta like non-canonical Notch ligand 1
Exons: 5
Coding region: 600-1751 (383 amino acids)
Biological process (GO): heterophilic cell-cell adhesion; establishment or maintenance of epithelial cell apical/basal polarity
Cellular component (GO): plasma membrane; protein-containing complex
Molecular function (GO): calcium ion binding
Source: RefSeq, a predicted model, not a curated record